Lindgomyces ingoldianus is the source of this 1143-nucleotide messenger RNA. Its product is annotated as S-adenosyl-L-methionine-dependent methyltransferase. The transcript has 5 exons. Bases 1 to 1143 code for a protein of 380 amino acids. Gene Ontology annotation, molecular function: methyltransferase activity. Lineage: Eukaryota; Fungi; Ascomycota; Dothideomycetes; Pleosporales; Lindgomycetaceae. The record is from RefSeq and is a predicted model, not a curated record.
AUGGCUGCCCCGACGCCGAACAAGCCCUCCGACUCCUUCAGCCUGCAUUCCAUCAGCCAGGACAGCGCAGUCCUGAUCAACGACGAUGCAGCACCGCAGGCCGAAUCUUCUCUGCAGCAGACGGGCCCCCUUCCCGCUCCCGCACCUGCAGAUCCAGUAGAGCCCCAGGCACCCCAGGGCGAUGUGCACGACAAUGCGCAGCACGAGCAAGACGAUCCCUACGACUACGUCUCUGAUUCGGGCUUUGACAGCGGCAGUCUGCUCGGAGACGAGACGGACACGCUGGCAUCGUCCAUAAUGAACUACCGCAUAGAGAACGGGCGACAGUACCACGCGUACAGAGAUGGCGCUUACUGGAUCCUGGACUUUGCCCAUCACAUGUAUCUGCUGACACUAGACCAUAAACUGCAUGUUGCGCCAAUCAAACACCCGCAGACGAUCCUCGAUGUCGGCUGCGGCACAGGGAUAUGGGCAAUCGACAUGGCAGACCAGUACCCCGGCGCAACAGUCAUCGGCACCGACCUCUCUCCCAUCCAGCCGGAGUGGGUACCUCCAAACUGCCACUUCGAAAUCGACGAUGUGACGCUCGAGUGGACGUUUCCCUCGGACCACUUCGAUUUCAUCCACAUCCGCGAACUCUUCGGGUGUAUACCGGACUGGGACUUCUUCUUCGAGCAGGCGUACGAGCACUGCAAACCCGGUGGCUGGAUAGAAAUCGUCGAACACUCGGUGCAGCCGAUUUGCGAUGACGGGAGCAUGGGGCCGGAUCACUUUUUUCAUCUCUGGGGGAAGACGGUAGUGGAGAUGGGGGAUAUUUUUGGAAAGAGCUUUACUAUUUGGAGCGAGAGCAAGGAGAGGAUGGAGAAGGCUGGAUUUGUAGAUGUCGUUGAGGUGACGUACAAGUGGCCCAUGAAUGGUUGGCCUGAAGACAGGAAAAUGAAGAAUAUCGGGCGGUGGAAUCAGCUGCGGUUGCAUGAAGGUAUUGAGGGGUUUAUGAUCAGGCUGUUGACCCAGGUCGGAGGGUGGUCCGUUGCCCGCGCCCAAGUCUUCCUCGCCGAAAUGCGCAGGUCGCUCAAGGAGUACAAGACUCACGCCUAUCUCCCUGGCACUGUUGUAUAUGGAAGGAAACCGCUACAUAAAUAG